Sander lucioperca (pikeperch) is the source of this 1391-nucleotide messenger RNA. Its product is annotated as dehydrogenase/reductase SDR family member 13. Lineage: Eukaryota; Metazoa; Chordata; Actinopteri; Perciformes; Percidae. The record is from RefSeq and is a predicted model, not a curated record. Bases 121 to 1077 code for a protein of 318 amino acids. The transcript is spliced from 5 exons.
GUAGCUAGGUUUGAAGAUACAGAUUAUUAGGCAUUCUACAGAGUUUAUUUUGAAAGUCUUGAACAUGGUAUUGCGUUUACGAACUUGACUGUAGCCUACUGUUGCUACUUCAGUGCAGCGAUGUCUGCGUUGCUUUGCCUCGUAGCUGGAGCACUUUGCUUUUAUGUGAUAGUGUAUUACGGUGUAUUCAGAGGCGCUAGGUGCUCCAGUUUAGUGAAGCUGAAUGGGAAGACGGCCAUUGUUACAGGAAGCAACACUGGCAUCGGCAAGGCCGCGGCUCUGGAUCUGGCAAAGAGAGGAGCCAGGGUGAUCCUCGCCUGCCGCAACAAGGACAAAGCUGAGGCUGCUGCUUUUGACAUUCGUACAGAGAGCGGGAACAACCAGGUGGUGUUCAUGCCGUUGGAUCUCGCGAGUUUCAAGUCUGUUCGCAGCUUUGCUGAAACCUUCCUGAAGACUGAGCCCAGACUGGACAUCCUCAUCAACAACGCAGGUGUGAUGGGUCCAGGACAUACUGAGGAUGGUUUUGGCAUGGCGUUUGGGGUAAACCACCUGGGUCACUUCCUGCUCACCAACCUUCUCCUGAAGCAGCUGCAACAGUGUGGUCCCAGCCGUGUGGUCACCGUGGCUGCACUUCUGCACCGCUUUGGCAGAGCUGACUUCCCUCUGCUGGCGUCCAAGAACGACUCGGUGUCUGCUCAGUCUACCUGGCACAACCUUCAAGCCUACUGCAACAGCAAGCUGUGUAAUGUGCUCUUCACCAGGGAGCUGGCCAACAGACUGGAGGGCACCAGUGUCACCUGCUACAGCCUCCACCCAGGAGUGGUCUCCACAGAGCUGUGUCGCUGUAUGAGCCUCUGGCAGCAGCUCCUCCUGAAGCCCUUGGCCAAGCUCUUCUUCCUGGAUCCAGAGGGGGGGUCCCAGACCACCCUGCACUGUGCCCUGCAGGAGGGCCUCGAGCCCCUCAGCGGACGCUACUUCUCCAACUGUGCACUGCAACAAGUGGGAGCCAAGGGACGGGAUGACGCCCUGGCUAAGAAGCUGUGGGAAGUGAGUGAGAGGUUAACCCGUUUGUCGUAACAGACUAAAUCCUAAUCCAGAGAGAUCGCUCGGUGCCUUAUCAGAGACCUCUUCAGGCCUCCAGUGUCAGUGUCUUAUUGUUGGUCUGGCUGGUGUCCUAUGGUCUGAUACAUAUAUCAGGUAGUGAACAUAAAGCAGUGCAAUGUGUUACUAUUUCUGUUAUCUGCAUAGCCUUACAUAUGUGCCUACUGUUGAUUAAAUAACCACAAAGAUGUCAUGAUUGCAUUUUCUUACUGAAGUGUUACUCCGGCCAGUAUGAAGAAGAUAACUGCUUUCAAUAAAUGCUCCAUCAGACCAGAAAGUGGCCCAGCUAA